UUUUCUCUUCUUCCCCAAACAACAAAGGGGCUCUCGGCCGAGAUGGCGCCAGAUAUUGCCAUGAACCUUGCUCCCCACCCCCUCUCGAGGCGUUAUCUUGAGCAACACGAUUCUCUGUCCAGGCGGUUCAGCAGUUUCCUAACUGGGAAGGUGACUUUUGUACGUUCCAGAGGGAACAACAACAGGACGAGCAACCGCUUCUCUCCCCAGACCGGAUUCUCCCAUUUUGACAGCUUGGCAGGAUUCAGAUGUGCGUUGGAUCCUUUUACCGUUGUUUCUCAAUAUCUUUCUCCUCAAGGAAGUACUACUUUCUGUUCUUGUUCGCCCCGUGUAACGAGACCACCCGUCCUUUUGCUGUGGCUCCUGCCCAUGAUGUCUUCCCAACUGCCGUCAGCGAAUGGCGCUGCCACACCCGCGCGGCACUCUGCACGGCACGCACACGGGGCAGCCCUGGCACAGCGGCUCAUUCCCGGCCGGACAAUAUUGGGCACACACAUGGUCCAAAAUUCUCCGAUCGAUGACUGUUCCCGGAGUUCAUCUCUUGUCUUUGACGGGAGCAUAAUGUCAGCAUUAUCAAGCUCGGAAACCUUCCCCCUGGUAUUCUCUCGUGGGAUGUAUUUUUCCCCCCUUUGGUUCGCUGUCUGGGAUCAGAUUACAUGCCAACAUUGGAAGACCAGCAAUGGCGGUCGAGGGAUAUCAUGUGUCUUGAUAUCGUCUUUUGGUUGCUGCGCCAUCCUACCAGACAAUCGCAAUGGUACCCUACAAGCAACUCCCUUGACAGCUUGCACCACGAAUUACUAGCUCCCGUCUUGGGUAGGUCGUAAGGCGGUUUAAUCUUGGCCACCCUCUUCUCACCCACAUGGCACCCGCAUUCAGCAUCGUGUCAAAGUUCUAAGCAUGACCUGGUUCCUACCUAACCAGGUUGAUAUAUGAAAAGAUGGUGGAGAAGGUCUGACAUCUUGUUCGCGAUGCCCUUUGCGGAAGGUGGUGAUGAUUUUGGGACCAAUAUGUCAACGCCAUCACGGACAGAGAUAAAUAGACAUGUUCAUCUCGCUGUUGUUUUUCUGUUGCAAGAUCACCAUCACCUCUCUCUCUCUCUCUCUCUCUGUCCUCAUCCUCCUCACUUGUCUACUCGCGAGUUUAACAAAUAACAGACUUCAACAUGCAGCUCCUCCGGGCCACCACCUGCCUCCUCCUCCCAACCCUGGCGUUGGCCGCUCCUCCUGUCAGGGAGGCACCUCUCCUCACCCCCCGCGGUGCAGCCGCCUCUCAGCUCAUCGACGGGAGCUACAUCGUCAAGCUCAGAGACGGCAGCAGCGAUGCCGUCCUCCAGGGUGCGGUGAAGGGUUUGAGCACCCAGCACCUCUACAAGGCCGGCCGGUUCAAGGGCUUCGCCGCCAAGCUGUCCGCUGCGAAGCUGGCUGCCAUCCGCAGGCUUCCCGAGGUCGAAUUCGUCGAACAAGACGCCGUGGUCCAGGCAUACGACUUCGUCACCCAGGAGGACGUCCCCUGGGGCCUCGCCCGCAUCUCCCACCGCAGCCCAGGCCAGACCUCGUACGUCUACGACGAGUCCGCCGGCGAGGGCACCUGCAGCUACAUCAUCGACACGGGCAUCUACGUCAACCACACUCAAUUCACCAACCGCGCCCACUGGCUAGCAAACUUCAUCGACACCGACAACACAGACGGCAACGGCCACGGCACCCACGUGGCCGGCACCAUCGGCGGCGUCACCUACGGCGUGUCCAAAAGAACAAACCUCUACGCCGUCAAAGUCCUUCGCGCCUCCGGGUCCGGCACCCUCGCCGCCGUCAUCGCGGGCAUCGACUUUGUCGCCGCCGACUUUCCCACCCGGGGCUGCCCCAACGGCGCGACGGCCAACCUGUCCCUCGGCGCGUCGAGGAGCACGGCCGUCAACGCCGCCGCCGCCGCCGCCGUCAGGGCGGGGGUUUUCCUCAGCGUCGCGGCCGGCAACAGCGCCGACGACGCCUUCUUCUACAGCCCAGCGAGCGAGGAGACGGUCUGCACCGUUGGGGCGACGGAUGAGGGGGAUGUGAGGGCUUGGUUUUCGAACUACGGGGAGGGGGUCGACGUUUUUGCGCCCGGGGUCGGGGUGGAGAGCGCGUGGAUUGGGGGGCCGAGCGCAACGAACACCAUUUCGGGAACGUCGAUGGCGGCGCCGCAUGUGGCCGGUUUGGCUUCGUAUCUGCUUGCGCUGCUGGGACCAAAGACGCCGGCGGAGCUGUGCGAGUACAUUAGGGAGACGUCCACCAACGGCACCAUCACGGACCUGCCCACGGGGACCUUCAACGGGAUUGCGUUCAACGGAAACCCGGGGGCUCUGUAAACGCGCUGGCGAGUGGUGGAUAUCGGGAUGCGAGUUGGCGGACCAUGAUGAGGGGAGGCUACUGGGUGGGUAUUUUAUGAGAGGCAAGUCGAUACGCGAUGCUCUGAUGUUUUUGUGUUUCCUUUGGAUAGAUUUCCAGUCUCCGAUGCUUUCAUUCCCAGGUUCAUCCGAAUUUGAGGAUGUUGGCUUUUUAUUAGUUAGUUUCUGUAGCGUUGCUCGACAGUCAUUUGGUAAUGAUAGUACUAUCCAUACUCCCUUGCAUAUCGUCUCAAAUCAAACACUUUGCAAGCAGUCAAGCUUCAUUGAACAAGGGCAUGCAUACGCCCAACCAUUUCCCAGUAGGUACCUAAUAAAGCAAAGACCUAAAACAACAUCAAAGAAACGCAAACAGUUUCCUAUCAAAUGCUCAGGGGGUAUUCAUAGCAGCAACCGCGG
This is a messenger RNA of Podospora pseudopauciseta, 2782 nucleotides long. RefSeq lists its product as uncharacterized. The transcript has 7 exons. Gene Ontology annotation, molecular function: serine-type endopeptidase activity. Bases 1163 to 2347 code for a protein of 394 amino acids. Gene Ontology annotation, biological process: proteolysis. NCBI's taxonomy places the organism in Eukaryota, Fungi, Ascomycota, Sordariomycetes, Sordariales, Podosporaceae. The record is from RefSeq and is a predicted model, not a curated record.